UAACGUGAAAGAUUUUUGCGGAGUCCAUUUCCCAUUGCAUUCCUCUUGUAUAAAAAAGAAGUCGAAGUGAAGUGAGCUCCUCUGGUCGGAGAGGAGAGGAGCAGAGCAGAGAUGGCCGGAGCCGGGGAAGACGAAGCAGCUCCUCCUCCCCCUUCUCCACUGGAUCGACAGCAGCCCAUGGAAGAGCCGGUUGGAGAACCACCAUGGCCUCGCCGACGGGCCGUCCUUCCGGAUGGAGGACCUUCCGGCGGAGGUUCAACCUGUUAUAAUGUCACUGCUUCCACUGAAAGAGGCUGUGAGGACAAGCAUUGUUUCAACAAGUUGGAGAAUGCUCUGGAAAUUCCACUGCAAUCUAUGUUUUGAUGGUCCAAAUGAACCAGAUUCUGAUAGCGAUGACGAGUUCGCUGGUCAGGAUAGUACCAAAAUGAAACGAACAAAGUUCAUUGAGACUGUAAGUUCGGUUAUUCAACAGCACAGUGGGAUAGGAGUCAAUAAGUUCAGCAUCCGGUGUGGCGUGCCCAAAGAAGACGCUCAUCAUCUUGACAGGUGGAUUUCGUUUGCCACUUCAUGGAAGGCAAAGAUAAUACAUUUUGAUCUGACAAUAGUUGAUUGGCCAUUAGAAGAAGUUCACCACUUCCCUCUUGAGGCCUUAGGUGCUCAAGGUAGCUCAUUUGUGCAGUCAUUGUUUCUCACUGCUGUUUCUAUAAAGCCACACUCAGGAAUACGUGGCUUUACAAUACUCAGAAGACUUGUUCUGGAAUCUGUUCAGAUAUUUGGGGAUUUCCCUGGUUUGCUUGCAAAUUGUUCAGCACUUGAGGACUUAGAGAUCAUUGGCUGCUAUGGUGUUACUAAUUUAAGCAUACCCCACCAACUCAAUAAACUUCGACAUUUGCUAAUUAAUACUAGUACAACGGAUACCGAGGUGGUUGAGUUUCAUGCUGCUGAUCUUGCUCAUUUUGAGUACAAAGGGCGAGUCAUCCCUAUAGCGCUUCAUGGUUGCUCAAAAUUAGAGAAGGCAACAAUAAUGUUUGUGGACACUAAAGCACUGGCCCAUACAUUCACUUCAGUUCCAAGCAUUUUGGCAGUGAGGAUAUUACACGUGCAAGCUAGUAUAUCAAAAUAUGCACAGUUGCAGAAGCUGCCAACAAGACCACGGGGCAUGUUUAUGCAUUUGAGGCAUAUGACUUGCCAACUAAGUGUAUACUGCAGCAAAGAGAAUGGCGAUAAUGAAGUUCUUCAACUGGCCCAUUGUUUGGAUGCUGCACCCUGACUGGAGACAUUGCGCUUGCAUAUGUUCUAUCUGCAAUCCAGUGGUGUCUCCAGUGGUGAGGUGGCGGGUAUGUGCCGCCAUGAUCAUCUCAAGACGGUCUUCAUGAGCGGGUUUCGCUGUUACAGGGCUCAAACUGAGCUGGCCUGUUGUAUCUUGGGAAAUGCUUGUGUUCGAGCAGCUGACAAUAGAACCAAAGAUCACAAACACAAUAUGGGGAGGUGAUUGUUAUGCGUGGAAUAAAGGCCUCGAAAGAGUUAUACCGGGGAUCUGUGAGUGGGCACGGGUCAUCUCGGAGGGCUUCGGCAAGGUGAUAACCGUCUUAGGUGCCCCCCUUCACAGUGAGUAAACCAAUCCUUUUCCCAUAAAUGUACCAUUGAAUAAUCAUCGGUAGUCUGCAGCAGCUCAGUGUAGCUGGAAGAGGUUUAUUCGUUCAUGUAGUAAUGCUUCUCAAGUGACUUUUUUGGUUACAAUUCAUGGCUAUGCGCCUUUGCCCUCUUCUCUUCACAGAUGAAAAAUCAGUUAAUUUGUGAGUUGGCACAGCUUUA
Molecule: messenger RNA, 1815 nt
Organism: Triticum aestivum (bread wheat)
Lineage: Eukaryota; Viridiplantae; Streptophyta; Magnoliopsida; Poales; Poaceae
Product: F-box/LRR-repeat protein At1g48400
Exons: 5
Coding region: 233-1270 (345 amino acids)
Molecular function (GO): protein binding
Source: RefSeq, a predicted model, not a curated record